AAUGUACUAAUCAAGAUUUAGUGAGGAGGAACUACUAUAUGGGCAGAAGAUGGGGUCAGAUGAGGCCUACAACUUCGUCUUUAAGGUGGUUUUGAUCGGAGAAUCCGGUGUAGGCAAGAGCAAUCUGCUUUCACGCUUCACCAAAAACGAGUUUAACCAUGACAGUCGGACAACCAUCGGAGUGGAGUUCAGCACACGGACUGUGCAGCUACGAGGACUCACCAUCAAGGCUCAGAUCUGGGAUACAGCCGGCCUGGAGCGGUAUCGGGCCAUCACGUCAGCUUACUACAGGGGAGCGGUUGGGGCUCUGCUGGUCUACGACAUUUCAAAACACCUUACCUAUGAAAGUGCAGAACGCUGGCUGAAGGAACUGUAUGAUCAUGCAGAUCCCCAUAUUGUUGUUAUGCUAGUGGGCAACAAAACAGACCUGGCAUCAGUGAGAGCCGUGCCUACUGAGGACGCAAAAGACUUUGCAGAAAAGAAUGGCUUACUGUUCAUGGAAACAUCAGCUUUGGAAUCCACAAACGUGGAGGCUGCGUUCAACAAUGUGCUUGAAGAAAUCCACAAGAAAGUAAGCAGCAAAGAGGUGACCAGAGGAUCCAUCAAUGCUGUGUCACUGUCCAACCCUAAAUCUCAGUCAGAGGAGAGCCAGGAGGAAAAGAAGCCCUGCUGUAAGAACUUGUGAAAGUACACUCUGGAGUCAGGGUGAAUGGGACAAGGUUUGGAGAGUGCAGAG
Messenger RNA from Chanos chanos (milkfish), 736 nucleotides. RefSeq names its product RAB25, member RAS oncogene family b (gene rab25b). The coding region runs from base 50 to 685 and encodes 211 amino acids. Gene Ontology annotation, molecular function: GTPase activity; GTP binding. The transcript has 5 exons. NCBI's taxonomy places the organism in Eukaryota, Metazoa, Chordata, Actinopteri, Gonorynchiformes, Chanidae. The record is from RefSeq and is a predicted model, not a curated record.